AUGGUGAACAGAACGUUCUCAUGCUUUUCUCUCACUCUGCACAGGUCGGCCCUUGCUCGUUGGCUCGGUAAUUCCACAAAGGCAUCUGAUCUCUAUGCAUCCAACUUCACAUCACACAUCGGGGGCCACAACGGCCUCCGGAAGUCGUAUCGCUGGGGGCUUUAUUCCUUUUGCGGGUUUCUGGAACACAAUCGGGGAUCAUGCUCGUCAACGCAAGCUGCACAUAAGUUCCAGCCGUUCCAAGCAACGAUGUCAGACAUUCCGGCCCAGUACCAAACAGAUACAACGGAGAUUUUUGCCAACUUUACGGGCUUCCAAAGUUUCCGAGACUCGAGAGCUUUAGGUAGCUUCACCGAAGGUGCCUAUGUCAUGAUCAUUCUGGGUACGACGUGUACAGGACUCUCCUUAGAGCUGCGGUUUGGCAAGAAUCACCUGGCCUUUCUUAUGAACGCGCUGUUAUCGGUGUUUAGCAGCGUGUUCCUCCUGAUAGGCGCUGCCAUAUGGACCUCUAUGAUUCAUAAUACCGCCAAGAUCAACUCGUCAACAUUUCUUGCCCGCGAUGGGACAUCUCAGUCCUUUGGCAUCCAUGUAUCUCGCGGCCCUGGCCUUGGACUUCUGUGGGGCGCAUUCGGGGCUUCCGUGCUCACAAUACUCCCUCGUCUAGUUAUGUGCUGCACAUAUCGGGGCUGA
Punctularia strigosozonata HHB-11173 SS5 is the source of this 690-nucleotide messenger RNA. RefSeq lists its product as uncharacterized. The transcript has 3 exons. Gene Ontology annotation, biological process: fungal-type cell wall organization. Lineage: Eukaryota; Fungi; Basidiomycota; Agaricomycetes; Corticiales; Punctulariaceae. Bases 1 to 690 code for a protein of 229 amino acids. The record is from RefSeq and is a predicted model, not a curated record. Gene Ontology annotation, cellular component: plasma membrane; cell cortex of cell tip.